Molecule: messenger RNA, 3699 nt
Organism: Pezoporus occidentalis (night parrot)
Lineage: Eukaryota; Metazoa; Chordata; Aves; Psittaciformes; Psittacidae
Product: cytochrome b-245 chaperone 1
Exons: 7
Coding region: 241-813 (190 amino acids)
Source: RefSeq, a predicted model, not a curated record
CGAUUUAUCCGCUUUGCCCUCAUCCAAAAUGGCCACUGGCGCUUCCGAUCCUCCUUAAGGCGGGCGGCGCGCCGGCGCGCCUGAGCUUGCUCUAAAACUGCUUUAUGGUUUGGGGCAGCAGCAGGAAGCGGAGCCGUCCGGGUGCUCCAUUCAAAGGGCGUCCAUGCGGGUGUGCUGCCGCGCGGCCCGGGCAGCCAGGUUUCAUGAGUCAGUCUGGACUGCCGGGAGCAUUUUCUGAAGAUGUACAUGUUGGUUGAAAGCCGCACGAGUUCCUAUCUUCAUCUGAAGAGGUCCCCUGGCAUCCGCUCUUGGUCUCUCUUUGUUGGAAUAGCCUCCAUAGGUUUGGCUGCUGCUUAUUAUAGUGCAGACAGCUUGGCCUGGAAGCUCUUUUAUAUGGCUGGGUGUUUCUUUGUGGCAGCGCAGAAUCUGGAGCAGUGGGAGGAAGCUGUAUUUGAUAAGAACAGGGGAACUGUGUGCUUAAAAACAUUCAAUCUUUACAAAAAAAUACUGACCUUCUCCAAAGGAGGCCAUGAACAAGUAGUGGCUGCACUGAAUGAGAUCCGAGAUGUGAACGUGGAAGAGGAGACGGUGCGGUAUUUCGGGAAGGGCUACGUCGUUGUGCUCCGCUUUGGCACUGGAUUCUCACACCCACUGACUCAGAGCGCAGUGUUGGGCUGCAGAAGUGAUGUGGAAGCCAUUGCCAAACUCAUUACUAGUUUUCUGGAACUGGACAGAGUAGAGAGCCAACAAGAUCUCUCUCAGAGCAGCGAAACAGAGGCUAGUGAUGCAGAUGAACCACAGGAUACCUAUUAAUAGUCAUCAUGAGCUGAAGAAAACAGAGGCUUUUGAACAUCUGGAAAAUAUACUGAUUUUUCUUCAGGAAAAAAAAAAUCCCUCAACUUUGACCUGGGCAUUUCUCUACAUGUGCAUUUACAAUGGGAGGAAUCUGUCUUAGGGGUACCUCAUUAGUGCUAAACUGCUUUGAGAUCUGCACUCCCAGUACUGCUGUUGGAGAGUCCAAAGCAAAUUGUGUUUUAUGUGCUCCUUUGCCUUAGUUCCUGCUCAUGGACACUGCUGGCUUUUGAGCUCAAACUUGUCUAGGAGUAAUUUAUUAAUGGGUUGGUUUGAAAUCAUGUAUUACUUUCCCACUGAUGAAGUGGAGAUGCAGAUGUAAACUUUGACUUAGUGCAAACAUCUGCUGCAGGUACAGUACAUGAAAUGUAGAAGAGCUGAAUUUGUAACUCAUAACACAGUGCUGUGAGGUUGAUACUGAAAUGUUGCAGAUGACUGAAUGUAUUGCUGAAUUGGUUUUAGGCAGCUUCAUAUAUGCAGUUAGGUGAUGCAGAAUAGUGGCACUUUCAUAGUCUCUACUACUGACUUGCUAUUAGAUACUAGUGGAAAUUAAAGUCUGAGUGAUUGUCUUGGAAUUGGAAACAUCAGUUUGACCUUGUUACAUUCUCUCUUCUGCACUUUCCAAGGAGCUGCAAAUAGGAAACAAAAAAUGAUCAUGGUGAUGUUUCAACAUCUUCAGGAUGUUGUAGCUUAAUCCUGUUUUACUUCUCUUCUGGGCGUAGUCUAGCCCAAGGCAGAAUAACCUUUUUCUAAACUUAAACAUUUACUAUUUUAGCUGUGUAUUUAGAAAGGAAGAACACAUCUGUUACUUGAGGGAGGGAAGAAACUGAUGUGAAACAUGAUCUAGUUUUGUUUAGUAUUUGCCCACUUGAAAUGAUACCAGUAUUAUUUUUUUUAUGAUAGCUGGGAUAGAUUUAAUGUUUGUUUUGCACCCCUGUUUUGCUCCAGGUGUGUAGUGUCUUCUCUUCUGACCAGCGGUUUCACAAGUAGAUAAAAUACAAAUCUUCCAAGAUACUUUUUGAAGUUAAAGCUACCUCUGUUAGUCCACAUCUUCUGUCUAGAGCUAAAACUUCACCAUGCCUAUAUCAACAUGUCAGUACAAGAAGAAAGGAACCUUCUGCAAAGAACUGAAGGUUCCUUCAGCAUGCUGAAACUGGUGGUACUAAAGUUCACUAGGUUUUAUUUAGGAAUUGUGGGAUCUUAAGACCUGAAUUAGAAAAUACUUACAUGGUUACUUCUAGGAGAUCUGAAUGAGGUACAAGGUAACUGCAUGGUCUGACUUCAUGUUUGGCCUGCGCAAAUGUCUUUGGGCAGCAGUUUCUUCAGAGCUUAAAAGAACUGAGUUCUUGUUUCUAAGCACUCUACCUCUAUGGAAGAAAAAGCUAUGAAAAGUUUUCAGCAGAAGCUAUGUCCUGUCAGCUAUAGUUUUAUAGUGUUUCAGCUAUAUCUGAAACUAAGGGCAUGCUUAUCUGACCAAAGAACAGGUGGUACCAAGAAUUCAUGUCCAGGUACUUAGAGCUAGUAUGUCAGCUGUGAGAAAAAGAUGCUCUUACUGCCAGUUUGAAUGGGUAAUAAAAGUGAAACAGGAAUUCUCCAUUUAAAUCCACUGUGAAAUAUACCCUAAGUAUGUAUAUACAUCCUUGCCUUAGAGAGGAGAAUGAGAUUGGAAAUACGGAGCUUUUGAACUACAGUGUAGAAUGAGAAUAUUGGAUUUUAUAAGGACUUCCAGUAAGAAAUAGUGAAGAAACUAGAGUAUUUAAUGGCAUAAUAUAAGCAAAAGGGCUCAACCUGCAGAUAACCACUGCUUUGAGCAGGGGCAUUUAGAGGGAGUACAUUGUAGAGAUGUGCAGUGCACUUAAAUUCUGAGCCUGCAGAUUUGAUCAUGGAUGAAAGUGACAAAACUACCCACGUUUGAUCGUGGCUAUACUGGGUUUCUUCUGUAUUUCCAUGAGAGCUAACAUUCUGUGGAAGAUAGAAACCACCAUUGUUUUCCAGUUAAAAAUCUGCUUUAGAAAGGUAUUUCUAUUGAUCUAAACCUGUGCUGCAUUGUGUGCCCUGCUGCUGCUGAGCUCUUUUGUGCAUCUUGUGUUAGUAAUGUAUAUACUUAUGGACUAUGCAAAAACUAAAACAGUGUAAGGAAAAUUCUGAAUCCCUGGAAAGGGGGAUGACCUAUAGCAAGAUAGAACAUUGCUUGAAGUACAUCUGAGUAGUAAGUUGCAUUUUGAGUUGAUGUCCAGUGAUCAUCUCUGAAGAUGUUCUGUAGUGUCCCCCUCACACCUCAGUCCUCUGAUUGGUGGUAGGCAGGAGAGGGGUGCCUGCUGGCAUGCACUGUGUUGAGGAGUAUUUUGACUCCUCAGCCUGUCACUUGACACAGCUGAUGUAAUCCUCUCUUCCACUUUGCUGUGGCAGCUCUGUUGCUGUACAAACUGCCAGUUUCAACUGGGAACCCGAGUUCUAUACAUGAAGGGAGACUGAGUAAAGUCUUCGAAUGCUGAAGGUUCUGCCUGUGGGCUGUAUGUAGGGCACUGCUGGCUGAUGAAUGUAACUAGGAGCAGGUUAAGAAUGUCUUGUCUUGGUAAUUGGAUGAUGCUUUAUGUGUAUGUGUAUCACAGGCUGAUGUGUUUUCUCUUGAUCCAGGUUUUGAGCUUCCUGUCUUCAAAAGCCUUGUUUCUUAUAGUUAGAACAGCCAGAUUUUCAUGUUUUGCAAUAACUCUGUGCAUGGAAAAUUAACUUGCAAAUUGCCAUUAAUGUGGAUUUGGUUACGGCGAUGCCUGUGGACUCCUCAAGUUGAAGGAACUGCUGAGAGCAGCAGAUGCUAACCCAGAACAAGUUCUUUUCUUACCUCUG